CUCUCUCUCUCUCUCUCUCUCAGAUAGGGAGGGAAAAGACCCUCUGUGGAGCAUGCUGACUGAGUUUAUUUUAACUUAUUAAUACUAGACUAAGUGACCAAACAUACAGCUGAGCUGGUAUAUAAUGAGACCAUACAUGUUUACAGAGUGCCUGUUUUUGACAUUUAGGGAUUCACCCAGCUGCCUGCAGAGAAAUGAUUAAAGAUAAGACUCAACAUCUUGUAUUACUUUGUGUAGAACGUAUUAAUUUAUUCCAAGUCAACACAUAUUUAUUAAGCAACUACUAUAGUUGUAUAGACAAUAAAGAAAUCAGUAAUCAGUGUUUAUUUCACACUCUGAAGAGACUUUUAAUCAUGUAAAUACAUAGUCAAAUAUAAGACAGAACAAGAAAGGUGUCUUAAAUAAGGUAGGUACAAAGUGUUGUGGGGAUCCAGAAGACUAUGGCUCCUUGGGGGAGAUCUGGGCCUUAAAGAACAAGUAGUCUUUAGUCCUUGCACAGAAAGGUUCUUGAGGUAAAGGAGGCAACAGUUGAUGUUUCAGAGAAAGCAUCAUCAAUAAACACACACACACACACACAAAAGUGCUAGCUAUAUUAAGUGAUUACUAAAUCACUUACUUUAUCUGGAGUUCAGAUUCCUUCACACUAUAUUUAGAGCAACAGUGGGAUAAGAUUGGAAAGGUAGAUUGGGGGCUUAUUCAAGAGGAACUUAGAAUAUGGAACUGGGUAUUUGUAAUUCAAAGGAUAUUGUUAAUGUAGAGAUGUUCACAUUAGUUUACCAGAGCUAUCACUAUUCUAGGGAAUAUACACUAACCAAAUGCCCCCAAUCUCUCUUCACAUAUAAUUUUAUCAUCUAUAAUGGAUAUAUAUCAUUUAAUUAUAUGGAUGUACCAACAUAUAUGUAAUCAUUCACCUGUUGCUGAACCUAUAGGUUGUUUCUAAUAUUCUGCCAUUGCAAUAAUAUUAUAACACCCUUCUUUUGCUAAUUUUUUUUGCAUUGCUUCUAUAGGCUAGAAUCUUAGAUAUUAAACUGAUAGGAUAAGAUAUAAAAUAAUUUAAGAUUGCUGAUAUAUAUUUUAAAAUUAAUUUGCCCAAGCAUUUGUGAAAAUUUACAGUUCUAGUUGAGGUUUUAAAUUUAGUAGUUUGUAGGUAUUUUAAGUUUUGCCCCUGAUUUCUUCAUAGGUGCUGCUAAGCCUUUGAUAAGUUUUACUCCAUGAAAGACUAUUACUGAAAAAAACUUAAUCUCAAUAAAAGAACUUUAAUAAGCUUGACUAAAUAUUUAGAAAGCACAUUGUGUUCAGUGAAACUUUGUAUAUAAUGAAUAGAAUAAUAAAAGAUUAUAUUGGAUGACUAGUCUGUAAUUGCCUCAAGGAAAGCAUACAAUGAAUAAGUUAUUUUGGUACUUCCUCAAAAUAGCCAACACAAUAGGGAAAUGGAGAAAAUGUACUCUGAACACCAUGAAAAGGGAACCUGAAAAUCUAAUGUGUAAACUUGGAGAAAUGACAUUAGAAAACAAAACCAACAAAAGACAACACUCUCCAAAAUAAUCUGAGAUGCAUGAAAGGCAAACAUUCACUAGAGUUGGAAUUUCCCUAAGUCUAUGUAGAGAUAAGUAGCAUAUUUGACCUUCACCAUGAUUAUCAAGCACUUCUUUGAAAUUGUGUUGGUGCUGCUGGCCUCUACCACUAUCUUCUCUCUAGAUUUGAAACUGAUUAUCUUCCAGCAAAGAAAAGUGAAUCAAGAAAGUUUAAAACUCUUGAAUAAGUUGCAAACCUCGUCAAUUCAGCAGUGUCUACCACACAAGAAAAACUUUCUGCUUCCUCAGAAGUCUUUGAGUCCUCAGCAGUACCAAAAAGGACAUACUCUGGCCAUUCUCCAUGAGAUGCUUCAGCAGAUCUUCAGCCUCUUCAGGGCAAAUAUUUCUCUGGAUGGUUGGGAGGAAAACCACAUGGAGAAAUUCCUCAUUCAACUUCAUCAACAGCUAGAAUACCUAGAAGCACUCAUGGGACUGGAAGCAGAGAAGCUAAGUGGUACUUUGGGUAGUAAUAACCUUAGAUUACAAGUUAAAAUGUACUUCUGAAGGAUCCGUGAUUACCUGGAAAACCAGGACUAUGGCAGCUGUGCCUGGGCCAUUGUCCAAGUAGAAAUCAACCGAUGUCUGUUCUUUGUGUUCAGUCUCACAGAAAAGCUGAGCAAACAAGGAAGACCCUUGAACGACAUGAAGCAAGAGCUUACUACAGAGUUUAGAAGCCCAAGGUAGGUGGAGGGACUAGAGGACUUCUCCAGACAUGAUUAUUUCUGUUC
Symphalangus syndactylus (siamang) is the source of this 2302-nucleotide messenger RNA. RefSeq names its product interferon epsilon (gene IFNE). Gene Ontology annotation, molecular function: cytokine receptor binding. The record is from RefSeq and is a predicted model, not a curated record. Lineage: Eukaryota; Metazoa; Chordata; Mammalia; Primates; Hylobatidae. Gene Ontology annotation, biological process: defense response. Gene Ontology annotation, cellular component: extracellular region.